GGGCUCGUCAGUGUUUCCACGUAAGACUCGAUAGUUGCAUCGUUGAGCCUUAAUAACUGAGUCUGGUCUCACAUGUGAAAGACCACCUACGUUUCUGGAAUUUACGAAACUCUGGAGAUCAGCGAAUCCAUGAUGUCUUUGCACUUUGCCUUGUUGUCAGAGGAUCAGUUCCAGUGUUCCCUGUGUGGGAAAGUGUUCAGCGACCCAGUCACUACACCUUGUGGUCACAGCUUCUGUAAGACCUGCCUCAGCGAGCGCUGGGACGGCAGCGAGUUGUGCCACUGCCCAGCUUGUAAUAAGAGAUUCCACGUGAGGCCCGAGGUCUCCACAAACACGGUCAUCCAGGAGAUUUCCGUCCAAGUGAAGAGGAGAAAAGUGGAGACAACUGAGAGCAUCGAUGAGCUUUCUCACGUCAAGUGUGAUGUGUGCACGGAACUGAAGCUCAAGGCCCAGAAGUCGUGCCUGGUGUGUCUGACGUCAUACUGCGAAGUCCACCUGGAGCCUCACCUGAGAGUUCCCUCCCUGAUGAGACACAAGCUGGUCGACCCGCUGGAGAACCUGGAGGAGAGGGUGUGCGAGAAGCACGAGAGGAUCCUGGAGCUCUUCUGCCGACACGAGGGGGCGUGCAUCUGUCUGCUGUGCAGGGAGACGGAGCACAAAGAGCACGAGACUGUGCCGGUGGAAGAAGAAGGGGCUCGGCAGAAACAAAAUAUUGAGUCCAAGAAAGCAGAGAUAAAAAAGAUGAUUGAGGAAAGAAGGGAAAAGACAAAGGAAUUCACCGAUUCCUCUGAAAUGAGCAGAGAGAAAGCUCACAAAGAGAUGGACUGCAGCGAUCAGCUCUUCAGUAAUUUGAUCAGUCAAGUACGAGGGCUGCAAACGAAACUGAAAUCGUGCAUAGAAGCAAAGCUCACAAAAUCACAAGAGAAAGACAAAGCAGUGAUUCAAGAGCUGCACACGGAAAUCACAGAACUGCAGAGGAGGCACUCGGAGUUGGAGGAGCUUUCACAAAAAGACGACCCCCUUCAGCUUCUGCAGACUUUGCAAGCCCUGAGCAACGUGUCAGACACGAAGAACUGGUCAAACAUCCGGGUUUACUCGGACCUGUGGGUGCAGACCCUGAGGAGAGCCACGUCUCAUCUCGUGCUCACUUUUCAAGCAGAACUUAGAUCUCUGACAAAAACAGAACUGACCAGAAUGAGACAAUAUAAAGAGUCCGUGACGUUUGACCGAGCCACAGCUGGUGACGGCCUCGUGGUGACUGAAGAGGGGAAACGCCUCAAGUACUCAAAACCUGCAAGCCCCACAUGGUCUGGUGGCUCAGAGAGGUUCGACCGGCCCGCGGUUUUUGGGACGAGGGGCUUCAGCUCUGGACGACACUACUGGGAAGUCCAAGUGGGCCGUAGAAACGACUGGGAUGUUGGUGUUGCCAAGGAAACGGUAACCAGAACAGGGAGGGUCACUCUGAAAACAGGGAAUGGAUUCUUCUCCAUUGGAAAGAAGGGCUAUGAUUAUCAAGUCCACUGUUUACCACACAAAGCUCUCCACCUGUGUCCCCGGCCGACAAGAGUAGGCAUUUAUCUGGACUAUGAGGAAGGAAGAGUGUCUUUCUAUGAUGUAGAUGAAGAGUUACACAUUCACUCUUUCACGAGAACGACUUUCACAGAGACGCUGUUCCCGUACUUCUAUCUGUACAGCUGGAUGAAGAAAUCCGAGCCCUUGGUUAUAACUUGUAUGUACGAUCGAGCAUCUUUGAUUCAGUCCCUUGACAAACUUAAAGAAGACCUGAACAGAAAAAAGUUGUUCGAAGGUCAAAAGCUCCAAACCCAACCGAGGUCCCCUGAGGUUAAACCCUCUGAAACCCACUACAGCCCAAAUCUGUACAUUACUACAGCGGAAUAGAUAGUUCACGCACCUCCGUCUGCUGCACGUCCGUUUGCUACGUCUGUGCGCGGUAAAGUCAAAAUCCUUAAGACCAAAACAAGUUACCAGCAGGAAUAUUGACUAACUUUCUAUAACAGACUUCAUCAACUGUUGAUAAAUAGCUAAUUAAGCUAAUGGUAGCUUCCUGGGCUGGUUGAACAGGUCUCACCGAUUCAGUUUAACUUUUUUUAGUGAAUAAACAAAGCAGAAAUGUGUGUUCGUAGAUUUAGUUUUUCUUAAUUAAAGGUCAAUAGGUUUGGUUGUGUUUGUGUUUUCUUUUUAUUAAUCAUUAUUAUACUAAAGUCUAAAUAUAGCCUAUAUCAGCCCUCAAACAUUCUUCAGUGCCGUCAAAAUGUGACAAAUCUUUGUUUUUAAUGUUUCAAUGGACACUUAACUUCAAACUAAAAUAAAAGUUGAAAGACCAAGUGUGUGUGUGUGUUUGCAUUAUUACUGCACCGAGCUUUGUGUGGAGAUUGAGCUGAGACGCUGCGAGGACACCAGCUGCUUUAUCAGGUGAGUCCUACGAGCGUCCAGGAAGUGACAGAGUCCAGCAGAGGUGUGUCUUCUCCUUUCUGGAGAGGAACCAGGGGACA
Messenger RNA from Hippoglossus stenolepis (Pacific halibut), 2513 nucleotides. RefSeq names its product E3 ubiquitin-protein ligase TRIM39-like. The coding region runs from base 130 to 1899 and encodes 589 amino acids. The record is from RefSeq and is a predicted model, not a curated record. The transcript has 7 exons. Gene Ontology annotation, molecular function: protein binding; zinc ion binding. Lineage: Eukaryota; Metazoa; Chordata; Actinopteri; Pleuronectiformes; Pleuronectidae.